Messenger RNA from Acomys russatus (golden spiny mouse), 1124 nucleotides. It is a transcript of the gene Tpm4, whose product is annotated as tropomyosin 4. Bases 53 to 907 code for a protein of 284 amino acids. Gene Ontology annotation, cellular component: actin filament. Lineage: Eukaryota; Metazoa; Chordata; Mammalia; Rodentia; Muridae. Gene Ontology annotation, molecular function: actin filament binding. Gene Ontology annotation, biological process: actin filament organization; muscle contraction. The transcript has 9 exons. The record is from RefSeq and is a predicted model, not a curated record.
CUCCCCCAGCUUGGGCCGCUCACUCUGCUGGGAUCCGAACCCCACAGAAGCCAUGGAGGCCAUCAAGAAGAAGAUGCAGAUGCUGAAGCUGGACAAGGAAAACGCCAUCGACCGUGCCGAGCAGGCUGAGGCGGACAAGAAGGCUGCCGAGGACAAAUGCAAGCAAGUGGAAGAGGAGCUGACGCACCUCCAGAAGAAACUCAAGGGAACGGAGGAUGAGCUGGACAGGCAUUCCGAGGACCUGAAGGACGCGCAGGAGAAGCUGGAGCUGGCGGAGAAGAAAGCCUCCGAUGCUGAAGGAGAUGUGGCCGCUCUCAACCGCCGCAUCCAGCUGGUGGAGGAAGAACUGGACCGGGCGCAGGAGCGACUGGCCACAGCCCUGCAGAAGCUGGAGGAGGCGGAGAAGGCUGCGGAUGAGAGCGAAAGAGGCAUGAAGGUGAUAGAGAACCGAGCCAUGAAGGACGAGGAGAAGAUGGAGAUACAGGAGAUGCAGCUGAAGGAGGCCAAGCACAUCGCCGAGGAGGCUGACCGCAAGUACGAGGAGGUAGCUCGAAAGUUGGUCAUCCUGGAGGGUGAGCUGGAGCGAGCGGAGGAGCGAGCAGAGGUGUCAGAACUAAAGUGUGGCGACCUGGAAGAGGAACUCAAGAAUGUCACUAACAACCUGAAGUCCCUGGAGGCUGCGUCUGAAAAGUAUUCUGAGAAGGAGGACAAGUAUGAAGAAGAAAUUAAGCUUCUGUCUGACAAGCUGAAGGAGGCGGAGACUCGAGCUGAGUUUGCAGAGAGGACAGUUUCUAAACUGGAGAAGACAAUUGAUGACCUGGAAGAAAAACUUGCCCAGGCCAAAGAAGAGAACGUGGGCUUACAUCAGACACUGGACCAGACACUAAACGAACUCAACUGUAUAUAAACCAAACUGGAGGGAAGAGUCCUGUUCUGACACCGCUGGACUGCAGAGAGCGCUGUGUCGUCCUCUCUUGUCAGAAGAUUCUCUUCUUAGUAUGUCUCCACCUUGCUGGAAAUGCCAAGCAGAUAACGAAUUCAUGACCAAAUAUUUUGUAUCAGAAAAGCUUUGAGCACCAGUUAAGUUUAAUUCUUUUCCUUUCAAAUGGCACCAGCUUCUUCAG